Molecule: messenger RNA, 3135 nt
Organism: Solanum verrucosum
Lineage: Eukaryota; Viridiplantae; Streptophyta; Magnoliopsida; Solanales; Solanaceae
Product: leucine-rich repeat receptor protein kinase HPCA1-like
Exons: 19
Coding region: 71-2914 (947 amino acids)
Biological process (GO): protein phosphorylation
Molecular function (GO): ATP binding; protein kinase activity; protein binding
Source: RefSeq, a predicted model, not a curated record
UCUCUUUCUUUUUAGUACACAUAUUGGCCCCUAAGAAGAAACUAAGGUUGCAUGGUGGUGGAUUUAAACAAUGGUCCAAACAAGAACAAUCCAACUGAUCAUCUUUUGUCUGCUUAUUAUUUCUAUGCAAGUUUUGGUGCAGCUGGGAGCUUCAACAAAUUCUGGUGACUAUGUUGUGUUAGAGUCACUGAAGGAAGAGUGGGAAAACAUACCUCCAAGUUGGGAUGGGUCUGAUCCUUGUAACGAUCCAUGGGAAGGCAUCGACUGCAACAAUUCACGUGUUAUUUCUAUAAAAUUAUCAAGCAUUAAUCUGAAAGGGGAGCUAUCUGGAGACAUCGAAGGCUUGUCUGAAUUGCAGAUAUUGGAUCUAUCAUACAACAAAGGCUUGACAGGUUCACUCCCUCAAUCAAUUGGAAAUUUGAAGAGUUUAUCAAUUCUGAUCCUUGUUGGUUGUGGGUUUUCUGGACUGAUACCAAACACAAUCGGAUCCCUUAGCCAGCUGGAAUAUCUAUCUUUGAAUUUAAACAACUUUAUCGGACCGAUACCAGCUUCUGUUGGUAAUUUAUCAAAGUUACGUUGGCUGGACUUAGCUGAUAAUAAGCUCAGUGGACCUCUUCCAGUUUCACCUGGUCUAGACAUGCUUGUUCACACAAAGCAUUUUCACCUGGGGAGAAAUCAGUUCUCAGGUGAGAUUCCAGAUCAGCUAUUCAGCUCAAAUAUGACUCUCAAGCAUUUGCUGCUUGAGCAAAACCAGCUUACUGGAAAAAUACCCCCUUCAUUAGGACUUGUGCAGACUCUGGAGGUGGUUCGUCUUGACAGGAAUUCAUUAGACGGAUCGAUUCCAUCAACCCUCAAAAAUCUCGCACUUAUGAGUGAACUCUUCUUAUCAAACAAUAAAUUCACUGGCCCCCUGCCCAAUCUUGCUGGCAUGAAUGCCCUCUACUACUUAGAUAUGAGCAAUAAUACAUUCAGCUCAGCUGAUUUUCCGCAGUGGUUUUCAACUUUGCAGUCAUUGACGACUCUGGUAAUGGAGAACACUCAACUUCAAGGAGAAAUUCCGCCAACCCUCUUCAGUCUUUUUCAGUUGCAGACUGUCAACUUGAGGGGAAACAAGAUCAAUGGAACCCUGAAUAUUGCAUCCAACUAUAGCAGUCAAUUAAAACUGAUUGAUUUGCAGAACAAUUCCAUCGAUGCAUAUACAGUAAGACCUGGAUUUCCUUUUCAAAUAAUACUUAUGCAUAAUCCAGUUUGUUAUGAAGAAAGAUCAGAAGACUAUUGUGGCAUUUCCCAAACGAACUUUGUAUAUUCAACUCCACAAGAAAAUUGCCUUAAAACACAAUGCAGUUCUGAUCAAAUUCUUAGCCCUACCUGUAAAUGUGCUUAUCCGUACACAGGCGACUUAUUCUUCAGAGCUCCUUCCUUUUCUGACUUGACAAACACAAGCAUUUAUGAGUCACUUCAGAAGUCUAUGCUAUCUUCUUUUAGCCCAAAUCAGGUGCCAGUAGAUUCAGUUUCCUUGAGUAAUCCAAAAAAGAAUUCAGAGUACUACCUUGUGUUGCACCUGCAAGUUUUUCCAUUUGGCCAAGAUCAUUUCAACCGUACAGGGAUUGCCACAAUUGGAUUUGCACUUAGCAACCAGACUUACAAACCCCCACCAAAGUUUGGACCAUUCUUUUUCAGUGGUGAAAGCUACAAAUACUUCGAAGUUGGAUCAAGAGGAACUCACAAGUCAAUCACUAAAGGAAUUAUAAUUGGAGCAGCUGCUGGUGGUGCUGUCCUUUUAAUUUUAUCAGUAAUAAUAGGAGUUUUAGUUUGCCAAAAGAAAAGAGAUCAAGAAGCUAUUAGAAAGAGUAACCCUUUCGCUACAUGGGAUUCUAUAAAAGACAGCGGUGGUGUUCCACAGUUAAAAGGUGUCAAAUGUUUCACAUUUGAAGAGUUGAAAAAAUACACCAAUAAUUUUUCAGAAAGCAAUUACAUUGGAUCUGGUGGUUAUGGGAAGGUAUACAAAGGCACACUUCCAGAUGGACAACUUAUUGCAAUUAAACGAGCAGAACAAGCAUCUAAGCAAGGCGCCCUCGAGUUUAAAACUGAGAUUGAGAUUCUUUCAAGGUUUCAUCACAAAAAUGUUGUCAGCCUUGUAGGAUUUUGUUUCAGGCAAGGUGAACAGAUGCUGGUCUAUGAGUUUAUACCAAAUGGAUCCUUGAAAGAGAGUCUUUCAGGAAAGUCCGGGAUUAAGUUAGAUUGGAAGAGGAGACUUCGGAUAGCCCUUGGAGCAGCCAGAGGUUUGCAAUAUCUUCAUGAUCAUGUUGACCCUCCUAUCAUCCACAGAGAUAUCAAAUCGAAUAACAUCUUGCUGGAUGAGCGCUUGAAUGCAAAAGUUGCUGAUUUUGGUCUUUCCAAGACGAUGUGUGAGCCAGACAAGGGUUACGUCAGCACUCAGGUUAAAGGAACAAUGGGCUACAUGGAUCCAGAGUACUACACAACACAACAGUUGACUGAGAAGAGUGAUGUCUAUAGCUUCGGAGUUCUGCUGCUAGAGCUUAUAACAGCACGGAGUCCAAUUGUGAGAGGAAAAUACAUUGCGAAGGAAUUGAGGCAAGCGAUAGACAAGUCUAAAGACAUGUACAACAUUGAUGAGUUUGUUGAUCCUGCUAUCCCCUCAAACAUGACACCUAUAAGCUUCAGGAAGUUUGUGGAUCUAGCUUUCACGUGCCUCGAAGAUGCAGGAGCUAAUAGGCCAACAAUGGCUGAGGUAGUGAAAGAGAUUGAGAAUAUCAUGGAAAUAGAUGGAUUGAACAAUUGUGCUGAAUCCAGAUCAACUUCUGUGAGCCACGAAGGAACCAGCGCAACCUUUGAUCAUCCUUACAGUGAAGAAAGCCUAAAUCGUUACAAUGGGGUCACCAAUUCGCGAUAAACACCAACUCUUCUCCUGGAACCAGGUACAUUGUCAUAGAAAUGGAAAGUGUGAUUCAAGCAACUGUUGUGCUUUUGUGUUAGCUGUGUACAUUCUGUGAACCUCUGUGUGCGGCGUAAACAGCCUUGUAUGUUUCAACUGUUUGCUUCUGAUAAUCCAGGAGCUAGACUCCGUGGAUUCAAAAUGAGUGAUUUUAUUGUACGUAUACAUUUUAAUUUUGA